Messenger RNA from Ruditapes philippinarum (Manila clam), 1387 nucleotides. RefSeq names its product proteasome subunit alpha type-5-like. Bases 112 to 837 code for a protein of 241 amino acids. Gene Ontology annotation, biological process: proteasome-mediated ubiquitin-dependent protein catabolic process. Gene Ontology annotation, cellular component: proteasome core complex, alpha-subunit complex; nucleus; proteasome core complex. Lineage: Eukaryota; Metazoa; Mollusca; Bivalvia; Venerida; Veneridae. The record is from RefSeq and is a predicted model, not a curated record. The transcript is spliced from 9 exons.
CGCCUAGACCAACUAUGAUGACGACAACGAUAUGAAUAUUUGUUCGAUAUUAGAUAUACUUCCGCACCGGCAAGUACUUAGUUUUCGCGUCAAAACAAAAGUUUGGUAACUAUGUUUCUCACAAGAUCUGAAUAUGACAGGGGUGUCAACACAUUUUCACCAGAGGGAAGACUUUUUCAAGUGGAAUAUGCAAUAGAGGCAAUAAAGCUUGGUUCAACAGCCAUUGGAAUCCAAACAAAUGAAGGAGUGGUCCUGGCUGUAGAGAAAAGAGUCACAUCGCCCUUGAUCGAACCCACCAGUAUUGAAAAAAUUCUUGAAGUUGAUGACCAUAUUGGUUGUGCCAUGAGUGGUCUGAUAGCUGAUUCUAGGACACUGGUAGAUAGAGCAAGAGUGGAAGCACAGAAUCAUUGGUUUACAUAUAAUGAGAAGAUGUCUGUUGAGAGUGUUACACAAGCAGUCAGUAACCUGGCUCUAGCCUUCGGAGAUGAUGAUUCUGAACAGGCAGUUAUGAGCCGUCCAUUUGGUGUGGCAUUAUUAUUUGCUGGUAUUGAUAAAGAUGGACCACAGUUGUAUCAUAUGGACCCUUCAGGAACUUUUAUCAAAUAUGAAGCUAAAGCUAUAGGAUCAGGAUCAGAGGGUGCCCAACAAGCACUUCAAGACGUUUACCAUAAGUCUAUGACUCUAAAGGAAGCUUGUAAAAGUGCUCUUACCAUUCUCAAGCAGGUCAUGGAGGAAAAAUUGAAUUCAACAAAUGUAGAGAUGUCCACAGUAACACCAGAAAAGAAGUUCCAUGUGUUUAGUAAACAAGAACUGGAAGAAGUGAUCAAAGACAUAUAAAUGAACUUUUUAAUGACUGUUGUUUUCAUUCUUUAUUUAAUAAAUUUUCAAAAUGGGCCGCAAAAGUAGACUUAUUUUGAUUUAAGAGAUGCAUAUAUACAAAGUAAAUGCCAUUUAGCAAAAUUACUAGUUAGAUUGGCCUGUUCAGAAUAAAUCUGUUCAAAAUGUGCAAAGUCUGUGUUAGAACUGUGAUUUUAAAAGUGUUCUAAACAAAUAUUUACAAUAUGUAGUAGACAGUGUCUUAAGAAAAAAAUCGCAAGUUUCAGUAUGAAAUUGGUUUUUCAUAACACAAACACUUUUUUUGAACUCUUGUAUAAUAAUUGUCUAUAAUAGCUAAAGGUAAAAUAAUUUUAGAUGCCUAGAUGAAAUGUUAAAAGGUUUCUCUACUGUUAAUGAAUACAUGUAAAUGCUGUAAUGUUAACAGUGUUGAAAUAAAAAAAAAUCUGUUCAUGGACAGUUUGAAUAAGUUACAAGUGCUAUUUGACCAGUUCAUUGUAUUUUUGAUUCUUUUUUUAUGUAUAUUUCACAAAUAAAAUAUCAUCAACAUGGA